CCAGUCAGUUCAGUUGAGGUGCGUUUUUCUGCGGGGCAAGUCGGACCCGUGGAGUCCCGAGUUUGUGUUUCGCCGAGGAUUCUCAGCUGCCUUCCUGCUACCUUUAGCAUCUAAAGAAUACAAACCGCUUUUUUAACUGUCUGUCUGUCUAUCUGACUGACUGACUGACUGACUGAAGUCUGGCUCGGUACUGAUCUAGACGGAUUUGUUUGAUGGUGCAUGAAUGGAUGGAUUCCUUCUGCAGUUCCAAAUCUCAAGUGACUUACGCUAGUUAGAUUGGUUAGACAAUCUGCACCCGUUUCGAGAGCUGCCAACUGAUUUCGUGCGUCAAUCAAAUUGAAGUGGACUUUUAGUUUUACCUUCUGUGUGAUAUAUUUUUCGUUGGUCAGUUAUCCCACUUGCCGUGAAUUGUUACGAAGGUAUCCAACUACAUACAUAUGCAAGUGAUCUAAUCAUUCGAACGAAGCAAAAAUAAGGGAACGAACCUCACCGGAGCAGCUCGAGUGCCAUCGAUCGGCAGAACUUGGACCCCGACUGGAUAAAGUGUUCGAGAAGAGAAAGGUGAUUUUUCAUCCCAUCUCAUCUUCUUUUCCUCCCCGUUCAAGUAUAAUCAGAGGAAAUUGAAUCAGUUGCAUCUACGGACGUAGAGAUAUCGGAAGCAAGAAAAAUGUUUCGAGAGUGUUUAGGCCACGGGUGGUAGCAAAAAAAAUAUCGAAUUAAAUCCAAUCAAGUAAAAAACAGCGAGUGUGGGAAGCACUAGAGAAGGAAAGAGAAAGAAAGUUUUCGUGUGAGUGUGUGUGUGUAUGCCCCCAGCUAGGGUCAUAUCAAUCCGGUAAUCAUAGCCAUGUGUGGAACAUCGUGAAAGUGAUUGUGCCAAGAGCUUUUCAAGUGGAAAACUUCGACUAAUUGAUGCAACAACUUGUGGCUUGGAAACACCGAUUGGCUAAAUUUGUGUACCAGUUUUAGUUGCGGUGAAUCACAAGCGGUCCCACUUUGCCGACACAUGUAUUCUAAGUGGAUUCCAUCACCAGGAACAUCGCACGCUAAAAGCCUUCCGAUUCCUUGCGACAGUCUCGCGUGGGAGUAAUUUUUAUACACCGAAGCUAGCGAAAACAGCGCCCGGUGCGGCCCCGUUCCGACCACGACGACGUGUAAUGGUUGGAAAAUUAACCGUCAAAGUGAAUGCAGCAGUGUGAGCGCAAGCAGGCGAGAGAAAAAAUUCGGAAUUCCGAGAAAAUUUACUACAGCCGUGAAAAUACCGCUCGGCCCGGAGAUCCGGUCGGGGGGCGAAAAGUGAACCGAAAGUACCGGUAUGAAUGGUUAUUCGAUUGGCACUAUAGCGUGAAUGUCGACUAUUUACCACCGGCAGCUGUACCGAGUAAAUAAUUGUAGAAUUCAGUGAAGAACUUGAACGUGAUAAGCGUACUAAAGCGGCAGUGUUCUGGUUUCCGUUUAACGCUCAAAUCGCAAUCGGUUGGUGGUCAGUUUCAGCGGAAUUAGUUUUUUUCCCCCGGGCAAUUGUUACACUUGAUGCGUAUAAAUUGUGUACGUCGACCAUAAAAUAGUGUAAAGCCACGUGUUCAGACCUCCGAGGGAGCAGCGCGUGGGCUCGUAAAUCAUUGUGUUUUUUUGUAUGCAGUGAACAAACGAAUCGGCGGUGGAUAUUUUUUUUAUUUUUUCGCGGAGGCGAUCCAUUUGGCGCCAUCUCGUUGUUUCGAGACAGGAAUAAAUCGUACAAUUAUUGACUUCGGAACAUCGUAAACAAUGCUCGGUAUCGCACUGGCAAGGAUGACGAAGCAUUCAACAAGUUGGUUGAAUUCUACAGCGGAUUGAAUGGAACGAUGUUCAACAUAGCACACUCCUGUCACAUCGCAAGCAAUACGAACCGGUGAUGAGUCAUUCUUGCCAUCAACACCAUCACCGAGAAAAUCGCUAUCACUGCAUUGGAUCUAGGCCAAAGAGUAAAAAAUGGCCUAAGCAUCAGUUAUGGCUGCUAUACGCCGGGUUGCUGCAGCUGGCAUGUCAGCUUUCCUUCGGGCAUGCCCUCCAGCAGCAGCAACAGGUCUCUCGAAUGGAAUCUGCAGAUCUGGAAUCAUCUACGUCCGUUUCAGCUACUCUUCCACCCUGCGAACCUAGAGCUUUGGAGGAGGUCCCACCCGACCCGUACUACGAUGUGUCAGAUAUUACCAUCACAGCUGCCAAAUCGUUUGCUGAUUUCCUUGCCAGCAACAAAAUUGACACCAGCAAAGACGAUCGGAAGUUGAGCAUUGCCCGGGAGAAAGCCAACGAACUUGCCAGUAUUGUGCUCAAGGAAGACGAAGGUCUGCUGGCAGUAGGCAUCGCUUCUCCCCGGUUACCGUUGGCAGUGGUGCAGUUUCGUGACAAAAUCGACGCCGGCCAUGUCAAUUUGGCGGAAAGUAAAAGCUUCCUGUCGACCUACUGGCGGGAGCUUGGGGUGGCCUGGAAUCAAAGCAACGGAGCACAGUUCUGGGGGGCACCAUUCCGGGACUGUGGUCCCCUAUACGGUCGGUGGCUGUGGCCUUUCAGCGUGACGGUGGAAUCACAAGGAUACAAAAUCGUGGCCUCGGCAUUCAUAGCGGCUGACGUCGACCAAUGCAACGACGCUCUGGAAACGAUUUUCGGACGGCGGCAUUCCUGCGACCGGGAUUCCACAUUCUGUCUCAUGUCGACGGAGGGCACGAGUUCCGGUGCCCGUGGAAAGUACACCUGCGUGUGCCGGGACGGGUUCUACAUCCCGAACGAGUCCUUCCAGGGAUUCACCUCGGACAAGAAUGAUGCGAAUUUGACGAAUUACAGCUGCAUUCCAUGCCCGAGCGCGUGCGAGUGCAAUUCUGCCGGCAGUUGCAACCGCCCAGACGAGGACUUCAGCACGGAAACGCUGAUGAAGGCCACCAUUGGUGCUAUUUUGGGAGCGUGUAUGCUUUGUUGUUUAGUGUUAGCGUUAAUUGUGUUCCGUCAACGAAAAUGCAAGACUAUUGCAACGGGGAUGUGGACCAUUUUAGAGACAAUUUUAUUCGGAAUUUUACUACUAUAUCUAGCGGUUGCCCUUCACUUUCUGCAAGCGUCCACUUUGCGCUGCCUGCUGGAGCCCUGGUGCCGCGAACUAGGCUUCAUCAUCUGUUACGGUGCAAUCGUGCUCAAACUAUACCGCCAUCUGGUGGAAUUUCGCACCAGAAAAGCUCAUCGAUGGGUUGUGAGAGAUUUAGAUCUUCUGCGCUAUCUGUGCGCGAUGAUCGUUGCGGUGCUGUGCUACCUGGCCGCCUUCACCGCCACCAGCAUGGACUUCCUGCGGUACAGCGAGUUGGUGUGGAAGGUGGAAAACACCGACGAUCAAGUCACGUCCAACAUGUGCCGACCACUGAAGUGGGACUAUGUGACCGAAGCUGGCGAGUUACUCAUACUAUGCUUCGGACUUCAGCUGGCCAUCGCCAGCCGUAACGCAAACACACAGUUCAGAGAACGCCAAUUUCUGGUCGCAUCUAUAUUGAUUGAAUUUCUAGUAUCGUCUACAUUCUACAUCCUUCGGUUCUGGUACCUGGAGGAGUUCAACCCGUCUACACUAUUCCUAGCACUUUUCGUACGGUCUCAACUGACAAACACUGUUACGCUCGGGCUGAUAUUUCUACCCAAGCUGUGGUAUCAGCAUAAGCAGGUUCGUUCCCUUGCCCACGAUGUAUCAUUCCGCUUACCUGUGGAUGCUUUCAAGGGUUCACACGACACUUCCCACCACGGCGGCGGUCUCGGUACGUACGCUGGUAUCUGCGUUGGCGAUCCGGAAGUGGGCGACGUCACCAUCUCCGAGAUGAGCCCGGAGGACAUCCGUGCUGAACUAAAAAGACUGUACACACAACUAGAAUACCUAAAGAAUAAAACACUACGGCAGGACAAUCCUCACAUCAGCAAGCGACGGGGAGGCCGCAAGGUGGCACAUCGUAGAUUCUCGUUACAGAAAAAAGGAAGCAGAGAAAAGGCACUAAGCGCCAAACAUCGCAGCAAUCGUCCAGCGGUCAGCGAAGUGGAAGUGACCGAAGCGGAACCGUCCCGAACACCGGAAGAUUCGGUGUGCAGCGUCGAGGGCCCCACCGAUACUGGUGCGGAAAUUUCGGGCGUCUCGUACUCGAAAUAGCCGUCAACCACCACCGGCAGUGUCAAACACACCGACAACAACAAUCACAGCAAACACAGCUAUUUAUACCACCGGCAACCACAGCAGCCGGGAAAAUCCCGCUACCGAGAGUACAACUUUUAACUAACUAUAGGUAUUAUCAUCAUUCCCAGGAAAAGCGAAAAAACAUUGUCCGGGGUCCAGACGUUCAAGUUCUGCUAGGAACUGAACACAUAAAUGCACCUCUACCAUUUAAGCUAGCUGAACAACCAGACCCCACACGUCCGGCACACUGCUAGGUGGUUCUGCGAACAGGAUCGCAGUAGGCAUUGAUGUAUCGUGUAUCGUUUCGCAGUAAGGAUUCAUUAUUCAUUUGUGUAUUCGCUUGUACUUGUAUUUGACGCCGAACGCCGGUAAAAGCCUGCAAAGUUUUACCGAUGAAAGAUACCAAACAACGGUGUACUUUUUGAACAAAUCGUUCUGAUUGAGAGUUAGGAAGAAAGGAAUGAGAAUAAUCUCAUGCCGGUGAAGUGUUUGCAUUCAUCCUGAAGGCGAGAGGAAAAUGUCAGAUGGUGUUUCAUAUUGCUUGGAUAACUGAAUUUGGUUGUUGAAUUAUUAUGCAACUGAGUGAUCAUGAUUGACUGUCUGCAUGAUAUCCUUAAUAUCAUGAACGAGAUCACGUCGAAUUGUCAAAAGAACACCACUAGCAGCACGGAUAAUGGCAUUGAACGCAUUCAUUUAUGAAUGUCACUUUGCCAGUGACAAUUAACAAUCGUUAUAAUUUUGAAUUGUUCAACAAAUACAGGCGUUCGAAAAUGAAUAAAUGCGAAAAUAUAAUUAUUUAUUGAGUUAAUAUUAUUGAUCUGUUUUAAUGAGAACAUAUAAGAUGUGAAGAUGGUACUACAAGAUGCCACCAUUACUGAACUUGUGACAUGUGUUGUUUCUUAAUCGACAACUAUCAGUGAUUUGUUUACAUUAUCAAAUACACGUGUUAAAAUUAGAAUGAUCAUGAAAACCAACUGCUGAAUAGCUAUGCAAUGACGUUCUAAUCAAAUCUAAUCUAAAUCUAAUUUUCAACGCACAUGUCAACCUUUAAACACAUGCAUGACGCCUUAGUGCAGCAAAACCUGAGUGUCGUCAAAAAAUGUAUUUAGACAGUAUGAAAACCCCACAAUUCCACCAAUACUUUCGUUCUCCUCCCCCCAAAACGAUGCUCUUGAUAUGAGUGUGUAUUAUAAAAGUUACUUUUUUUCGGUGUGUUGUCGCCAUGUAAAAACUUAUCAAGUUUAAUGUACUUUCGAUUCAAAACUCUAACACGUGGUACACGCGCAUCGUAUAGGGUGGAAAACGAAGGUUUCGCCACUUGUGCAGUCAUACCAGAGUGCUCCUGCUUGUGUUAGGUGUCUGAAUUGUCUGUGACGUCGCUACCUCCCACAAACUUCCGGAAGUAUUUCAUCCAACAGAUUGAACGUUUGAUAAAAGUUUGCCCGAUAAAGGAAAUUUUAAAUAUCUUUCAAGGUGGUGUGGUGUUCCUAGUUCCAUGGAACACGAGAAAGUUUUCUUCUACAUCGUUGUGGAAGUUAUGGUUGAUCUAACGUUGUAUUUCACUACUAGAGGCGUGAGUGUGCUUGGAUGAUGAUGGCAAGCUUAUCUGUCAAAAUGCAAGGGAAAACAAAUUUCCUCUUGUAAAACCGUUUAUAAAUCAUUUACAGUUUUGUUUGCUCAGGCAAAAAGUUAAUUUUCGUGUUAGAAAAAUCGUUGUUCACCUCUGUUAUUUAGACAAUACCCAAGAUUUUAGUUGAAACAGUGAAAAUUUUCAGUUCCGAUUUUAACAUGUGAGAAAGUAUAAUAUUGGCCGUUUUGAAAUGAUUUUAAUCGUUGCGUACAUUACGAAAUAUCACCUAAAGGAUCGUACAGAUGCACAAACCUAAUCAAAUUUACAAUAUUAUGAUGGGAAAAAGCGUCGAUGAAAAAGAUGGGAAAUUACUAUUAUAAUUUACUCUCAGCGAGUGCUGAGUCAUUCGAAAUUACUCUUCAAAGUGAAUGUUGAUGGAUGGUUUAUUGGCCGUUCUCAAAAAAAAAAAGGCGUGAUGUGUUCUUCGAUAGUUGUUCAAGCUUGUUUGUAAACAGUACCGCUGAACAGGGAUGCCAGGUCAUUUUUUCAAAAAUCUGUGAUCAAACCCAAAACCUGUCUGUGAAAAUCUGUGACCGUUUUCCGUACCCCAAUAGCAGUUCAAAAUCAAUUUGGUGAAUAAAAAAAAAGGUCUCACUACCCGUUUUGCGUACCAUUAUAGCAGAUCGAAUUCAAUUUAGUGAGCAAAAAAAGGUCUCACUACCGACACGCUCUGUACCAUUUUCCUCAACCGCUCUGUACUUUUUGGUGCUAAACUGUGCUCAAUUUCCAAAAUCUGUGAAAAUCUGUGAUUUAUUCAAGAAUCUGUGAAAAUCUGUGAUCAUUUUCAGAAAUCUGUGAAAAUCUGUGCAGAGAAUUCAAAAUCUGUGAAACACAGAUUAAUCUGUGAACCUGACAUCCCUGCCGCUGAACUGUCAAGGAUGCAGAGAUGCCAGGUAAAAAUUUCGAAUGUCUGCAGACUUGGUGGAAAAAGUCUGUAAAUCCGAAAAAUAAUCUUCAGUCAGCAAGCAUGUCUUGCUGGUAGCAGUUUCUCCAUAAAGUAUGAUACGCAAAACUGACUUGGCGAGCAAAAAAAAAAUUGGGGAAAUUUCAAAAGUCUGUAAAUUUUGCCCAAAUUCUGCAAAACUCUCGAUUUUCAAAAGUCUGCACAACAAAAAAUGUCAGCAGCACUACACACGAAAUCUGCAGAUUUACAGACAAAUCUGCAGAUCUGGUAACUCUGCAAGGAUGAAUGCUUCUUCAUUCAUGACGUCACGGUAAAAAAUCUAUUAGCGGACCUUACACUAUCAUUAAAAGUGUCAUUACUAAAAAAUAAUGUCAUUUUUAUGAACGUGUGAUGGUGCAGUAAUGACGAGAUUUCUAUCAAAUUUGAAAUACAUCAUUACUUAGACAUCAUUAAAAAUGACAAUAAUAAUGCUCGUGUAAGGGCCGCUAUUGAGAAAAGAUUCAAAAGAACUCAAGAUUAGGUAAAAAGUAGUUAAAUAAUAGGUAGUUUUUAUUUUCCGUGUACAGACAUUCAGAGCAGAGUCCUUUCAGGUCAAGGCUCGAACAUACAAAAUGCGUCACAUAGACAGGACCUAUUAAAAUGUGUAAUGGAAAGUUAAAAAGAUUUAUUUAGACACACAAAAAGUGUGCCUUUUUUGGUCAUUUUAGCAUUGUAUUUCGACAACAUUUCGGGCAUAUUAGCAGCAAUAUCCGCUGUGAUAUUUCGUUUUGAUUCUUCAAUAGUCUUCGAUUUGCUGGCAUCAGGGGUGCCCGUUAAAAAUUUCAGAUAUAAUAUUCAAGCAAGAUUGAAAAAGUCUGUAAACUCGGAAAAAAAGUCUGCGGACUCAAGUUCACUAUAAAGAAUGUUGAACGGAAUUGGUUGAGCGAGCAAAAAAACGAUUGCGUUAAUUUUAAAAGGCUGUACAUUUUGGCGAAUCUCUACGAGAAACAUGAUUAUCAAGUCUGCAACAAAAAAUGUUUGCAGCUUAGAGCUUAAAAUUGUCACACAUUAUCAAUGAAAGAAUCCAAUCCAAUAGCCUCAUUUUCAAUAUUUUACUGUCUCAUUCGUAAACGACCGACACCAGAACAAACGAAGAGAGACGAAGCAUUCUCGUUUCUCAUUGAAAAAAGAGAGUAUAAUUGCCAACGUCACUCUUUCUUCUAUGACAAGACAAAACCAAACGCAUCCGCAGAAUUUCAAUACUCAUUUUUUCAUCGAUGUAUUGAAAAUCUGUGGAAUUUAUUCGAUGUUUACGAUUGAGUACUUUUUACCACCAUUUAUUUUUUUACACCAGAACUUGAAUACUGGACGAUUAGGAACUGGAACUGAAUUAAAGAACUAAAAUUCAAAGCUGCCUACGAUUUAUGUUGCAAAAUUCCAGUUCGUAAACCAGAUCAGUUCAUGUGUUUAGCUCUAGAAGUCUGAUUCCAAAUCCUGAUCUCAGAGGAGCAGAAUAUAGGUUCUGAGCCGUCAUCCGAGUGCUAAAAAGGCAAACAAGCGUGAUGAGUUUUCCUUAUUGUUUCUGAAAGUUUAAGAAAACUAAUUGUUUUUUCAUUUAUAGUUAUCUCACACAGUUUAAAAUUUAAUCAUACAUUGCUAAUCGUAUUUCUGAUCACAUGGAAAAAGAAUUAUGUUGUUGCGUUUAAUACACCUCAAUGAAACAAUUAUGAAACCAUCUGAAAUUUUCAUUCGAAAUACAUUCACCAGUCAGCUAUAAAAUUGUGUAUAAAAUAGAAAUACAUGUAAAUAUAGGAUAACCCGUAAUUACAGCAAAUCGUUAUCAUUGGCAUCGCGUUACUGUGAAUUUUCCAUUCGCAAAUCUCGUUUAGAUAAAACAAUAAUUACAAUAAAUGUGGCUUUGAGUCCUAUUGUGACAUCGGAUAUGUUAUUACUGUAAGUUACGCUUGAUAAAAUCACGAAACUAUACACAUGUGCUAAGUCCGGCACCAGUGUGACAAAAUGUACAAUAUUGCAUUAUUUGAGAAACCGCCGGAAGCCAACAUAGUUUAAUAGUUAUUAACAACAAAAAACAAACAAGAGCUUAGCUACACUACAUUGCAUCUUAAGAAAGGGAAAAUCUCUCAAAACUAACCCAACCGACAUAAUGAAAUAUUAUUGGCAUCGAUGUAAUUGGUCAGUUUUUCGUCUAAAUUUUGCGCUAAUAUCGGUGAUGUCAAUGCUUUUCCUCAGCUAAUAUAUAAACACUUAUACCUACUACUAGGACAAGAUGUUAGUUGUUCUCCCUCUUGUCCCUCACUACCGUUAAUACUAAGCUGUAUAAUUACCAGUAAUUAGAUACGAAUCGAACAAAAACUAAUUAGUCCUACAACUACUAAGAUGAACCAUCAAAGAGGAACCACUAGACUUUGAGUUACUGUUUUUGAUUUUCGGUUGGCUCCGUUCAUUCAUUGGAUAACGAAAAGACAUCCAAAAAGUUGUAAACAAACGCCAAAGAAGUACUUAAGUUGUACAGCGAGCAAAAUUAAAAAAAACGAGUGUGAAAGCAAGGGAUUUCUUUAACGGUAGUCAGGUUUUUUGUAUCAUAUUGUAAUAAGAGACAAA
Molecule: messenger RNA, 9306 nt
Organism: Malaya genurostris
Lineage: Eukaryota; Metazoa; Arthropoda; Insecta; Diptera; Culicidae
Gene: smog
Product: probable G-protein coupled receptor 158
Exons: 12
Coding region: 1892-4147 (751 amino acids)
Biological process (GO): G protein-coupled receptor signaling pathway
Cellular component (GO): membrane
Molecular function (GO): G protein-coupled receptor activity
Source: RefSeq, a predicted model, not a curated record